UAGGGUUGAAUGUCAGCUGUGGAGGAGGACAAGCCUGUGGUUCGGCUCUGCCCUCUCUGCUGCCGUCAGAUCGCGGGAGAAAACACCGAGAAUCUGGAGACUGUCGAAAAGGCCUACGAAUGUGUUCUCUGUUUUGGAUUGCUUGAUCAAGAUUACAUAGAAGAGGUAGCACAAGCUGUUGGAAAGAAGCUCAAGGAGUCGCCCUACGACGCCACUGCUUUUACGUUGGCAUUAAAUUUACCUAUAUCGCAAGUUCUUCGAGAAACAAUCGUCAGAAGAUCAAGACCCGAUUUCAAUGGUAUACUCAUUUCCGUACCUUACAAAAUCCGCAAUAUCGACGCUUAUCUACCCAAGCUAAGACAGGCGUCCGGAAUGCGAGCAGCGCUUGCCACUGAUCUACAGUUGACUAUCACCUUUGAAACUGAUGAGUUCACCGAAUAUGAUACAGAGUUUCUUCUAGCACAUUUUCCAAACGAUUUUCAACAAUCGAGAAAGAGGAAAUUCUAUCAGCAGAAUGAUACACCGCAAUGUACAAAAAUAAAGGUGGAGCAGAUGUUAUCACGCAUCAAGGAGGAUAUUGCCAAGAAGUUCAAGCUCUCGUCACCGUCUCGCUUUUGUACGUACUCGGUCUCAUUCGAACGGGAUCCCGUAUUCAUAGCUGGUAGAUACUGUAAAUACUCUCGCACUUUACCGCAGUCACCAUGGUCCUCUGAGGAUAAAGAAGCGCCGAAAGUGCCUGGGCAUUCGGUUUCCGAGAAAGUAUGUGAUCUUAUGAGGAGCAAAUUCUCUGCAUCCGAUGCUCGUUUUGUUGCUUCUGGAAGAGAAGACAUGGAUGUGCGUAUGCUAGGUGAUGGCAGGCCCUUCACCGUUGAGCUGCGGAAUUGCCAUUUUACAGCACCUCUGUCUGGAACGAAUUAUAUUGAAACGUUGAAGAAUGUCCAAUCAGAAAUCAAUCGGUUGAACCCCGACAUCGAGGUGAAGCGACUUGUCAGGAUCUCGAGAGAAGAAGCUGAUCUCAUUAGUGUAGGCGAGGAAGAUAAACGGAAACGCUAUGUAGCUUAUUGCUACAGCACUAUGUCCUUGACAGAAGAGACUCUGGCUGAGGCAGCUAAGCAAGCCCCUAUACAAGUUGUGCAAAAGACCCCUGUGCGAGUUCUCAAACGGCGAUCGUUACUGGAGCGUCCGCGAACUGUUUACAGUAUGGAAAUGCUCGCAAUCGACAGUCAUCACUUCUUAUUGAGGCUCGAAACUCAGGCUGGCACAUAUGUGAAAGAGUUUGUUCAUGGUGACUUUGGUCGUACACGACUUUCACUCGCCGAUCUCCUGGGCGUGGCAAAUGGAGAGGUGGAUAUACUUGAUCUCGAUGUGGACAAAGUAGACUAUGAAUGGCCUCUUCCUAAGGACACUCCUAAUUUAAGGAGAAUGUCUGGAGCCACCGUGAUGAUGGUGGCAGAAAAGCCACUUCUGGCAGACUCGAUAGCAAAAAUUCUAUCAAAUAACUCAGCUUCCAAACGUAAAGGUAGAAAUGGCGUGUGCUCUGUAAGCGAGUACAAUGGGCAAUUUCUGGGGAAACCCGCUUAUUUCAAGGUUACCAGCACAUGCGGACAUGUGAUGAGUCUCGACUUUCCCACCAAAUUUAACAAUUGGGAGCGUGUUGAUCCUGUAGAGCUUUAUACGGCUCCUACUAACAAGAUCGAAGCGAAUCCGAAGAUGCGGAUGAAUGAUUACCUUUCCUUCGAAGCAAAAGGCGUUGACUACCUCGUCUUAUGGCUCGAUUGUGAUAAGGAAGGAGAAAACAUUUGUUUUGAGGUGGUGGACGCUGUCAGCAAUUCUAUGAAAAGGCCACGAGACGGAGACAUAAUGAAGAAUGUGUAUAGGGCUCGGUUUUCUGCCAUAACUGAUAAGGACAUCAAGCAUGCCAUGCAGAACUUGGUACGGCCGAAUCGGAAUGAAGCACAGGCAGUCGACGCAAGGCAAGAGCUAGACCUUCGAGUGGGCUGCUCAUUCACGAGAUUUCAAACAAAGUUCUUUCAAAAUAAAUAUGGCGACCUCGACAGUACUGUAAUAUCGUAUGGCCCUUGUCAGACACCAACGUUAGGAUUCUGUGUGACUCGUCAUGAUCUCAUUACUCAUUUCAAGCCGGAACCGUACUGGCUACUACAAAGCACAUUCGAAACCGCGGAUGGAGCAGUUGUGAAACCUGAAUGGAAGCGGGGCAGAAUGUUUGAUAGAGAUGUUGCUCAGCUAUUCCUGGAUCGUGUCAAGAAUCGAGGAAAAGGCAUAGUCGCCAAUGUCAGUACGAAGGAAAGCAGAAAAGAACGACCGCUUGCGUUGAACACAGUCGAGCUGAUGAGGAUUUCCAGCAGUGCUUUUGGACUAAGUCCUGCGACGACCAUGAGUGUGGCUGAACAGCUCUACACACAAGGAUUCAUAUCUUAUCCAAGAACCGAAACUACUGCCUACUCGGCAAAUUUCGAUCUCAAAGGAGUACUACAGCAGCAGACAAACAACUCUAAAUGGGGAGAUGUUGUAAGGAAGGUUUUGAGCGAAGGAAUACGGAAACCCCGCGGUGGCGAUGACAAAGGCGAUCAUCCACCGAUCACGCCGAUGAAGCCAAAUAAUGGACAGCUUUCUGGAGAUAUGGCUCGGAUUUAUGAUUAUGUCGUGCAACACUUUGUCGCAACGCUUAUGGGACCAUGCAUCUAUGAUGUUACUACCAUCACUAUUACCUCCGCCGACGAGUCAUUCGUCCUGACAGGAAAAACUGUAAAGGAUCCAGGAUUCACGGAAGUUAUGACAUGGUUGAAUGUCGAGGACGAUCAAAAGCUGCCAGCGCUGAAUCGGGGUGAUGAACUUAUUUUGAAGGAUGCCAGCCUAGUAGCUCGUGAAACUUCUCCUCCUGGCUAUCUCACCGAAUCAGAGUUGAUCUCUCUAAUGGAAAAGCAUGGAAUCGGCACAGAUGCAUCCAUUCCAGUUCAUAUCAAUACAAUUUCUCAAAGAAAUUACGUAACGGUGGAGAGUGGUCGGCGUCUGGUGCCGACUCGUCUAGGAAUCUCGCUAGUGCACGGAUAUUGGCGAGUGGAUCGCGAACUCGUCCUACCCACGAUGAGAGCUGAAGUUGAAACGCAGUUAAAUCUGAUUGCUCAGGGCAAAGCAGAUUAUCACGCGGUGAGAGAUCAUGCUCUUGAAAUGUUCCGCAUGAAGUUCGUCUAUUAUGUGAAGAAUAUUGGACAAGUUGACACUCUGUUUGAAGCAUCUUUCACAACUCUCGCUGAUUCCGGGAAACCAUUCUGUAGGUGUGGCAAGUGUAGGAGGUAUAUGAAAUUGGUACCUACAAAACCUCAGCGGCUAUUUUGCCCCACUUGUCAGGAGACCUACUCUGUGCCGAAUUUCAAGGACGGGGUGUUGCGGCCUUAUGGCGAGAAAAAAUGUCCAUUAGAUGAUUUUGAGCUGGUCUAUUGGAAUGGUACCGGAGGAAAACUCGCCCGAAAUUUUGCCUUGUGUCCAUUUUGCUACAACAACCCACCAUUCGAAUCGAUGAAAGAAGGAGAUGGAUGUUCGAACUGUUCACAUCCAGCUUGUCCACAUUCGUACAUGACAAAUGGUUGUUGCGGAUGUUUACAAGAUUGUGGCGGAGUCAUGGUUUUGGAUCCGCAAUCACACCCAAAGUGGAGGCUCACUUGCAAUAAGUGCCCUUCGGUGGUUGCGAUGUUCGAGGGAGCUUUGAAAUUCAAAGUUACGGAAAGUAGCUGUGAAGAUUGCGAUGCAAGAAUUGUUGCUGUGGAGUAUAAGGAUAAAAGCCCCUUACCCGAUGGUAGAACUUCGUACAAAGGCUGUAUGUUUUGCGAUGAGUCCGUCAAAGACCUUGUAAACCUCCAUCAUGCAUUCCGAAGCGAAGAGGAUCAUCAGCGCCAGUCGUUCCAGCGAGGACGAGGACGAGGCCGUGGACGGGGGCGUGGGCGAGGAGGUCCACCAAGAGGCGGAAUGAGUCGAGGCAAGGGUAGGAGAUGA
Cylicocyclus nassatus is the source of this 4011-nucleotide messenger RNA. The record is from the annotation of a GenBank genome assembly. NCBI's taxonomy places the organism in Eukaryota, Metazoa, Nematoda, Chromadorea, Rhabditida, Strongylidae.